GGGAACCCAAGCAGACGUAAUCAGCUGUUCCCCAUGGCAUCUGGUAACCAGACCGCUGUGACCCUCUUCAUCCUGCAGAGCUUCACCGACGACCCCUGGCUCCGGGCUGCCCUCUUCUGCCUCUUCUUGGCCCUGUUUGCUGUGGCCCUAGCUGGCAAUGGGCUGAUUAUUGCUGCCAUCCACUGCAGCCCCAACCUCCACACCCCCAUGUACUUCUUCCUGGUCAACCUGGCCAUGCUGGACAUGAUCUGCACCCUGUCCAUCCUCCCCAAGGUCCUGCAGAGCCUGGUCGGUGAGAGCACCAUCACCUUCUGGGGCUGCUUCAGCCAGAUGUUCUUCUUCACCUGGUUGCUGAGCUCAGAGCUGCUUCUCUUCACCGCCAUGGCCUACGACCGCUACCUGGCCAUCUGCCGCCCUCUGCAUUAUGGCGCCCUGAUGAGCAUGAGGGUCUGCCUCACCCUGGCCGUCUUUGUGUGGUCCACAGGGACACUCACUGCCUUCGUGCUCACAGGCCUGGUGCUGCGUCUGUCCUUCUGCGGCCCCCAGCUAAUUGCACACUUCUUCUGUGAGAUCCCACCGGUGCUGCUGCUCUCCUGCAGCCCGACUUUCAUUAACGAUGUGAUGACCAUCAUUGCUGACAUGUUCCUCUCCGGGAUGAACUUCCUGCUCACCAUGUCUUCUUACGGCUUCAUCAUCGCCAGCAUCCUGCGUAUCCGCUCAGCGGAGGGCAAGAGGAGGGCCUUCUCCACCUGCUCCUCCCACCUCGUGGUGGUCUCUGUGUACUACUCCACCGUGCUCUACACCUACAUCCGCCCGGGCCUGGGGUCUGCUGGGCUCCUGGACAAGGCUGUUGCCGUUCUGUAUACCAUUGUGACUCCCACUCUCAACCCCCUUAUUUACACCCUGAGAAACAAGGAAUUCAAAGCAUCCCUUAGAAAACUCUUGCUGUUCUUCACCAAGUGACUCGUGAAGAGGAUGCAAAAGGUCUGAACUUCAGAAGCAAUGGGACCACAGCCUGAGAAAUCCCACUCAAGUUUGUCCAAAGGGCUCCAUAUGUAGAAAGUGGUCACUCUUUGUACUUUAUUUAAAAGUGAUUCAUUAACCUUAAACGUUUGCUAAGCCUUGAGGCAAUGCUUGCACAAUAAUUUAAUAACCAUUUGCACAUUCAGUUCUCUUCACCAUUAAAAUAUUUCUUAGACUCAUUUAAUCAAAUCCCAUUGUU
Molecule: messenger RNA, 1222 nt
Organism: Manis pentadactyla (Chinese pangolin)
Lineage: Eukaryota; Metazoa; Chordata; Mammalia; Pholidota; Manidae
Product: olfactory receptor 13A1-like
Exons: 1
Coding region: 34-963 (309 amino acids)
Biological process (GO): G protein-coupled receptor signaling pathway
Cellular component (GO): membrane
Molecular function (GO): olfactory receptor activity; G protein-coupled receptor activity
Source: RefSeq, a predicted model, not a curated record